Molecule: messenger RNA, 480 nt
Organism: Trichosporon asahii var. asahii CBS 2479
Lineage: Eukaryota; Fungi; Basidiomycota; Tremellomycetes; Trichosporonales; Trichosporonaceae
Exons: 5
Coding region: 1-480 (159 amino acids)
Biological process (GO): mitochondrial electron transport, cytochrome c to oxygen
Source: RefSeq, a predicted model, not a curated record
AUGUCUCCAAAUCCUAUUGCCCGUUCCACUCCGAAGGCGCCUCCAACCACAGUGCUCGCUCAAGCUGGCCCCUUCACCAACGACCUCUUCUUCUCUACACACCACUCUACCCCCCGAAACCACACCGCAAACAUGGCCGUCGCUCCUAUCACUGGCAUGCUCAAGAAGCGCCUCCUUUUCGACAUCGGUGCCGGUCUCGGUCUCGGAUUCGCCGGCGGCUACGCCUUCUGGUACGGUGUCCACGUCCCCAUGAUGGCCCGGGUCAGGCCCACUUGCCCAAGCCACGGUCAGCCAUGUCCCUCGUCAUCGACCCGAGGAUCGCGUGAACGUUUCGGCAACCGACAGCUUUGCCUCUCCGUUCAGAAAGCUAACCCCUUCACAGUGAAGAAGCGUGACAACUACUACGCCAAGCUCGACGCCAAGAAGUACGGCAAGGACGCUGUCCCCACCGACAUCCUCCAGGAGUCCGUCAAGAACUAA